CGGAUUCUGCCGAGGGGCCGCAACAGCUGACCGCCGAGCUCCCUGCCCGCCGCCUCCACGAACAAAGACAGGAGGACAGAGCCGUUCCCAUUACAAUUCGUAGCUCUUUUUUUUCUUAUUUUUUUUCCAAACGUCGUACAAUACGCAGGGCGCAGCGAGGACGCGAGAUGAGGCACGCAGUCACAACGGCACAAAACGUGGAGAAUAAUCCGAUCGCAGUGACAGAUUUGUUAAAGAUAUGCACCCAUUGUGAACGGCUGAGCAAAAAGGACUUGGGAGUGAGGAUCCCAAGACCUCUAGGUAACGGACCAAGCAGAUUUAUCCCCGAAAAAGAGAUUCUUCAAGUCAGUAAAGUGGACACCAGGACGCAGUCGAUAUUCGAGGAUGCGUUUGCAGCCCUCGGCCGCCUGGACAACAUUUCCCUGGUGAUGGGCUUCCACCCGCAGUACCUGGAGAGCUUUCUCCGGACGCAGCACUACCUGUUGCAGAUGGACGGCCCGCUGUCCCUGCACUACAGACACUAUAUCGGCAUCAUGGCGGCGGCCAGACAUCAGUGCUCCUACCUGGUCAACCUGCACGUGAACGACUUCCUCCAGGUGGGGGGGGACCCCAAGUGGCUGAACGGGCUGGACGAGGCCCCGCACAAGCUGCAGCAGCUGGGGGAGCUCAACAAAAUCCUGGCACACCGCCCUUGGCUCCUCACCAAGGAACACAUUGAGCAGCUCCUGAAGGCGGAGGAGCACAGCUGGUCGCUGGCCGAGCUGAUCCACGCCGUGGUCCUGCUCACGCACUACCACUCCCUGGCCUCCUUCACCUUCGGCUGCGGGAUCACGCCCGAGAUCCACUGCGAGGGCGGCCACACCUUCAGGCCCCCCUCCCUCAGCCAGUACUGCGUGUGCGACAUCGCCAACGGCAACAGCCACGCCAAUCACCACGACGACCUGCUGGGCGACCAGGACAUGUGCGGUGAGGUGGAGGUGCUGAUGGAGCGCAUGAAGCAGCUGCAGGAGUGCCGGGACGACGAGGAGGCCAGCCAGGAGGAGAUGGCCACGCGCUUCGAGAGGGAGAAGACGGAGAGCAUGCUGGUGGCCGACGAGGACGAGGAGUGCGUCCCCUCCAGGGACGUGUCCCGCCACUUCGAGGACCCCAGCUACGGCUACAAGGACUUCUCCAGGAGGGGGGAGCACGUGCCCACCUUCAGAGCGCAGGACUACAGCUGGGAGGACCACGGCUACUCCCUGGUCAACCGGCUCUAUCCGGACGUGGGCCAGAUGCUGGACGAGAAGUUUCAGAUGGCCUACAACCUGACCUACAACACCAUGGCCACGCACAAGGACGUGGACACCAGCAUGCUGCGCCGGGCCAUCUGGAACUACAUCCACUGCAUGUUCGGCAUCAGGUCAGUCUGCGGACGGAGGUCCGGCUCCACCGACCCCGCCCCUCCCAGCGUGCCCGUCCCUGACCCCCCCCCCCCCCCGCCUGCUGUGCUCCGCAGGUAUGACGACUACGACUACGGGGAGAUCAAUCAGCUCCUGGACCGCAGCUUUAAGAUCUACAUCAAGACCAUGGUGUGCAGCCCUGAGAAGACCACCAAACGAAUGUAUGAGAGCUUCUGGAGGCAGUUCCAGCACUCCGAGAAGGUCCACGUUAAUCUGCUUCUUAUGGAAGCACGAAUGCAGGCAGAACUGUUAUACGCUCUGAGAGCGAUCACCCGCUACAUGACAUGAAGUGCUUUCGGCGUUUUGUAUCGUUGUCCUUUUACUGUCAUUGUUGUUGCUUAUUAUGGGACACUUUAAAAAGAAAAAGAAAAAAAGUCGGCGCGGGCGGUGGGGGGUUCACCAAAAAAAAACAAGAAGUGCAAAACAGUCCUGGGUGGUGAAUGCAGUUGGACACGGAGAAGAGGAUCAGAACAAAUGGAAAAGAAAAAAGAAAGAAGCAGAUUCUUGUUACAGGGGAGUCGUCUGGGUCUUCAGGAGGAGACCCGCACGGGGUUGCCUGUAGUGCCAAAAGCCACCAAGGGAGGGCAGCCUGGAGCAGACUCCUGCCCCGCCAGGGGGGGCUGAGCCGGACCCCACACCGCCCACCCCCAGGACUACAGCUCAGUAUUCCAGCAUGCAAGAUGAUGCUGGCUGCCAAGCUCACCUGACAGAGUGAGAACCCAGAACCCCCCCCCCCCCCCAUUAAAAAAAAAAAAAGAAAAGAGAGAGAGACGGAGCAGUGCAGCCAGAAAACGCCUGCACUUUGAUUCUGUUUUUCACUGUUCUGUUUGUUUAGGUUCUUUAAAUGACUCUUCAUUUGGUUUUGUAUCGCGUUCAGUGGAUGUUGUGCAUGUGCAAACUGGAGAUGGACGCAUUAACUACGGGCAGUGUUUGUUUUUUUUUACCAGUGCCUGAACUAUCCAGCACAGCGUGCGUACGUGCUGGUGCUGCUGCUCCCGUGUUGUAUUUUAGGGGGAUCAUAUUGAUUCCCAAUCACCCCCUUACCAACCCCCAACCCCCUUACUGUAGCCCCUGUCCAUUAGAAAUCCACUGCAUUACCCCCCUGACCUUCCUGUCUCCUCCUUGCGUCCCAAUUCUCAAAUGUCAAAGUAAGCUAACCCUAGGAGUGUGAAAACCAGAGAUGUGGAGAAAAACAGCUCAAAAAAACACUGUCUGAGCCCUUUUUUUGAGUUUGAUUGUACGUGUGUAAGUGAGUUUUGUGUUCACAAUAACUGAGGCGUGGAUGUUUGUGUGCGUUUCAUAGAAAUGGUGGCGAGAAAAGUACAUUUUUGGCAUAUUUUCUCGUGUCCAGGAAAAACUAAAAAAAGCGAGGCACUCUGAAGGAAAGCCUUCUUGCUUCUGCUGUAGUUCUGUUUUUGUGAGAUAGCUGUUUGUCCUUUGUUGAUGAUGUCUUUAUUUUUCUGGUAAUGGGGGAGGGGGGGUGGGGGGGGGGGAGCUAUUCAAAACGAAAGUUUAGAAACCAGGUUUUCCAGGAGGGAUUUGCUUCUGGUGGCCCUAACCACACCGUAUCUUGUCUUCCGCUUAUCCCGGCCGCCUGGUGGCCCUAACACUUUCAGAGCUUUGGAUUGUGAAUUUUACCAGUAAAUGAAUACCUCUUCUGUCUUUCUUUAUGAAACCUAUAAGAAGUGCUCUUUGGUGAGCAGAGACUCUUUCUCGGCCCCUGUGGGCCCUCCCAGGGCCGCUUGCGAUCGACAGUCUUCGAGCGCAAAAGGUUGUAGCUGUGCUUAUUUCCCUGCUGGGGAAGUCUAACCAGUGCAUAAGCAGCUUUUUUUUUUCUUUUCUUUUUUAUGCAGAGGUGUUACACCUCUGUGUUGUGUUUUUUUUUUCUUGUUCUUUUUUUUUGUUUACUAAAAAUCAGUAAAGUACAGCAUUCUUCUGGGGUUGGACUGAAAAUCAGACAGACGAAUGAUUGAUACCCAGAUUACAAGGAGCAGGAGGACGGUUUUGUCGAAAAAGGAAUGGUACAUUUGGAAGUGGUUUGAGAGGAAGUGGAGGUU
Messenger RNA from Menidia menidia (Atlantic silverside), 3496 nucleotides. The record is from the annotation of a GenBank genome assembly. NCBI's taxonomy places the organism in Eukaryota, Metazoa, Chordata, Actinopteri, Atheriniformes, Atherinopsidae.